AUGCCAAAGGUGGUUGCGCCUUCUUCUGGUUCUAACGAUGGGGCACCAAAAGUGCAUGCUGGCGUCCAUCUGCCCAAGAUUGAAUUGCCAAAGUUUAACGGGGAUUACGAUCUGUGGUUGCCUUUUCAUGACACCUUCAAGUCUUUGAUCCAUGACAACCCGGAUUUAAAGACCAUUCAAAAGUUCCACUAUUUGCGGUCAUGCGUGGUUGAAGAGGCUGAGAGAAAGAUCGAGAAUCUCCAGUUGAGCGAGAUCAACUAUGAGAUUGCGUGGGAUACUCUUGUCAAACGGUUCUCCAACAAGUAUCUCAAUAAGAAACGGCAUGUCAACGCGUUGUUGCACUUUCCGCGCGCGGAGAAGUUGACGGCGAGUGGGAUUCAUGAAGUGAUCGACUGUUUCGACCGGUGUACGAAGAUCUUGGAUCAGUUGGGUGAGGUUUCGUCGGGCUGGGGAGUUUUGUUGACGCAGCUGUUGGUGUCGAAGAUGGACGAUGCAUCGCAGAAGAGCUGGGAGGAAGCGGCGCUGAAACUAGCGGACCCGACGUUCGGGGAUGUGAUCCAGUUUUUGGAGAAUCAGACGAGGGUUCUCGAAGCGAUUGCAGUCGAUCAGCAACCGGAAGUUCAGCGAUCGUCACCUGUGACUUCUGGCAAGCCAGCAAAGAAGCCCUUCCCAAAGCUUGUGGUGAAUGCUGCGACGGAUGCUGGCCCGCAGAAGUGUCCAGUUUGCAAGGGAUCUCACCAAGCUUCUUAUUGUCCGGAUUUUAAAAGGCUGUCGGUGGAGCAGCGGAUCAAGACGAUCUACGAGCAGAAGCUGUGCAAGAACUGCUUGCGUGUUGGACAUAGGAUGUGGACGUGCCCGAUUGCUGCACGCUGCAGUACGUGUGGUGGAAGGCACCACUCGUUGAUCCACCCCGAGAAGCCAGCGGGUGUCCGUGGUUCGGCAUCGAACAGGCCGGCCCCGGUGGUGCAGCAGGCUGCUGGUUCUAGCGUACUGUCAGCAGGGACGGGAACGGCCAGCACACCGCAGGCUCUGACGAGCUCUGUGGCAACCAUUUACGCUGCAAACGUGGCAGCGGAGUCGAGGAAGAUUCACGUCUUCUUAUCGACGGUUCUCGUUUCGGUGAAAGACUGCAACGGAAAGUUGCACACGGCGAGAGCACUUCUUGAUAGCGGGUCGCAGGCAAAUUUGAUCUCGGAGCGGCUGUGCCAGAUGCUGCGAUUGCCCCGUAAGAAGGUCAGCGUACCGAUAUCCGGUGUCGGCAGCGCACGGAUGCAGGUUGACAGCUCGGCGUCGGCAAUAAUUUCCUCGCGCGUCUCGAACUAUACCGUACCGAUGGAGUUUCUGGUACUGAAACGUGUAACCGAGGACCAGCCGUCGGCAACGAUUGCCAUCGGCGAGUGGAACCUCCCGUCGGAUAUGGUUCUGGCGGAUCCCGGUUUCAACAAGCGCGCUCCGAUUGACCUGCUGUUGGGUUUGGAGCACUUCUACGAGUUCUUGCUGUUGAAUGGUGGUCAGGUGCAGAUCCAGCGUCCUGGUGAAGGUCUUCCGCUGUUUGUCAACACAGUUUUUGGUUGGAUAGCAGCAGGGAAGACGGACUUGGGAAGCCUCAACCCUGUCCCGAGUUGUCACGUUUCGGUUAACGCGACCCUGGAGGAGAAAAUCGAGCGGUUUUGGACCAUCGAAGAGCUGCAGGAGGCACCGAAGCAAACACAAGAAGAGCAGGAUUGCGAGGAGCACUUCCAGACGACGUUUUCACGCGACACUACGGGAAGGUACGUGGUGCGGCUUCCGAAGCGCUUGGGCUUCGAGAAGAUGAUCGGCGAAUCCAGGGAUAUGGCGGUGCGACGAUUGAUGCAGCUCGAGCGCAGGCUCGGUAAAGACGAAGGGCUUCGGGUGCGUUACAGCGAAGCGAUCCACACUUAUCUCGAGCAGGACCACAUGAGAUUGGUAACGGAGGAGGAGCUGAAGGGCGACACGCGCCUUGAGUGCUACCUUCCUCACCAUCCGGUGUUCAAGGAAUCGAGCACAACUACGAAGAUUCGACCGGUGUUCGAUGGUUCGGCGAAGACGACGUCAAAUCAUUCGUUGAAUGAAGCGCUGAUGGUGGGCCCAGUUCUCCAGGACCCGCUUUUUGACCUGGUGCUUCGUUUCCGGAAGAAGCAGGUUGCUCUCGUCGCUGACAUCGAGAAGAUGUACUUGCAGGUCAAGGUGCAUUCCGACGACACCCCUCUGCAGCGGAUCUUGUGGAGGCCGUCACCGUCGGAGCCCAUUCGGACGUACGAGAUGCUUCGGGUCACUUUCGGCCUGGCCCCAUCGUCGUACCUAGCGACAAGAUGUCUCCAGCAACUGGCGCAUGAUGAAGGUGAAGUGUACCAACGUGCGAGGGAAGCUCUGCUGCGGGACUUCUACGUCGACGACUUCAUCGGAGGAGCGGAGUCCGAGGAAGAAGCGCUUUUGCUGCGGCAAGAGCUGGAGCAGCUGCUGCCGAAGGGCGCUGCGGACGAUCUGGGGACGCAGACCAAGCUCAACUUCGACCAGGAGCAGGUGAAGACACUGGGCAUCAACUGGCAACCUGGGCCAGAUGUGCUGGGAAUCGACGUGUCGAGUUUGUCCGUGAGCGGACCGUGGACCAGAAGAAGGGUCUACUCGAUAAUCGCCCAGCUGUGGGAUCCGAGCGGAAUCACUGCCCCGGUGAUAUCAUGGGCCAAAAUCCGGAUGCAGCUGCUGUGGGUAGCGACGCAAGGGUGGGACGACCCGUUGGCGCCGGCGCUGGCGACACAAUGGACGGAAUUCCACCAGCAACUACCCGAGUUAGCCAAGAUAGCAGUCGACAGGUGCGCAUUCGUGGAGAAUCCAGCGCACGUCGAGUUCCAUGUGUUUGCGGACGCAUCGGAGGCUGCAUACGGAGCAUGCAUAUACGUUCGCUCAGUUGACCCAUCAGGACGGGUCAAGAUUUGCCUGUUGGCGGCGAAGUCGCGUCCUGCAGGUUUGAAGAAGGUCACUCUAGCAAGACUGGAGCUGUGCGCGGCUUUGAUGGCAGCGAGGCUGUACAGUAGAGUGGUCCAAGCUCUCAAGAUGGAGGGUACGGAAACUUGGUUUUGGUCAGAUUCGACAGUCGUACUAGCGUGGCUCAAGUCGCCAUCGUUCGUCUGGCCAACGUUCGUCGCGAACCGAGUCUCGCACAUUCAGGAGCUGACGAAGGGACAUCGUUGGAACCAUGUCAAGGGGACGGAGAAUCCAGCGGACCUCGUUUCGCGCGGCGUGAUGCCGAAGGAUCUCGUUGGACUGCGUCUGUGGUUUCAAGGUCCGCACUGGUUGGAGGCAUUCGAGGAGUAUUGGAGCAAGGCGAAGCAAUUUCCCUCCACUCUGGUCCUCGCAUGA
Molecule: messenger RNA, 3381 nt
Organism: Culex quinquefasciatus (southern house mosquito)
Lineage: Eukaryota; Metazoa; Arthropoda; Insecta; Diptera; Culicidae
Exons: 2
Coding region: 1-3381 (1126 amino acids)
Source: RefSeq, a predicted model, not a curated record